Cydia splendana is the source of this 801-nucleotide messenger RNA. RefSeq lists its product as uncharacterized. NCBI's taxonomy places the organism in Eukaryota, Metazoa, Arthropoda, Insecta, Lepidoptera, Tortricidae. The coding region runs from base 154 to 417 and encodes 87 amino acids. The transcript has 3 exons. The record is from RefSeq and is a predicted model, not a curated record.
CAAGGUUGUGGAGGAUUUGGCGGCGUAUCGAGCGGACUGCAUCGACCGGUUGAUGCGAGAGGGCUGCGACUUGGACCCCGUCAUCGGCGACACCGAGGAAGACCAGCUCAUUGAAGAAGAAGAACCUCAGUAAACCAAAACUAUAAUGCGAGAAUGACUACAAAUCGGAAGUCGUUAUUCAUGUUUCUGAUGGGCCUGGCGUGGAAGUGCCGGUUCAGCAUGCCGCUGCUGCUGAGCGGCUCGGCGGCGGUGCUAGGCCGCGCCUGGAUGUUCCAGGUUCGAGUCCGGACCGUGCACAGCCUGCGAGAUAAUGAGCUGGCGUUCUACGAGGAUGACGAUGAGGAGGAGGACUCCUGGGAGACGGACACCAACGACUCCUGGGAGACCAUCAUGGAGGAGGAGGUGGCUUACGGGUAGACCGGACCCUACGUAUACGGUGUAUCACGUGUAUAUAUCCUCUGCGUGUAGGUAUCCUCUAGAGACCCGCCAUGGAACAUUAAAUUGUCGCUUAACUUCAAACUCGGGUAACUCCUUUUGACCCUCUCAGCAAAUAUCUACCCUAUUACCUUUUCUUAAUACCAAAAUCGCAUAAUCUGACAGAUGGAUUUACCCGAGUUUUAAGUCAAGUGACUCAAUUUAAAUAUGUAUGUAAAUCUUAGAGCAUUUAGUAACUGGAGACGUCAUCGCUGUCAUUUUCUGUACGAAACAGUCUGCGGAUUUUUGCGGGGGAGGGGACGUCAAUUUGCACAAUUGCAAGUUCUUCGGCGACUCCAGUUAUUAAAUGCUCUAAGAUGUAAACCU